CAAAAGCUUAGACUUCAGAUCAAUGGAAGCCAUGGCUUGUGGGCGACCUAACCGUUGCCUGCUCGAUCUGGGUGCCCACUUGGCAAGAAAUUGGUGACCUCGGCUGAGGUCUGUUUAAGGUGUUUUCCUUCAAUGGCCUUCCCUUACAACCCGGAUCACCGCGGGUACUCUGAUCUGGAAUCGCUUUUGCGGGGGGACUUUGAUGCAGGAGCAUUGAAGCUUGAGCUGGGCGGGGAGCUGCCUCCAAAGCCUAAGGUGACCUGGGAUGUACAGACUGGGCAUCGGUCUUUGAAGCCUGCACCCGAGCCACAGGUGCGGCAGGUCCCGGAGCCUGUCCAGCCAGUGCCUUUGCGCGAGAGCCCUGUGGAUGAGAACACCGUGGGAAAACCCGGCUACAAGUUUUCACUGCGAGGCAUCGAUCCCUUCGCUACGCGCCGCCUGGCGCCGGGGGAGUUCUAUGCCCCGUUCCGACGUCCAGCGGAAGCGCCCAGAGCUAAAGGACAUGCCAGCCAGCUGCUGGCAAAUGUCAACUCAAUGGCUGAUGAGCACAAGGCGACCAUUGAUCACAUCAUGCAGCAGUGCGACAAGGUGUCGAGAAUGAUGCUCCUCGCGACAGCGAACGCUCUGCGGAAGUCCAACGCUGCCUCGGAGCGGCCGAUGCCGAAGAUGACGGUGAGGUCCCAUAUCAAGAAGGAACUGGGACGGCUGGCUGGAUUGGAUGAGGUCCACCGCCUGCUAGACGCACAAGAGCUGGACCGCCCCGAGAAUGAUGAUAUCCUGCUCUAUUGCUCACCAGAGGAGCGGCAAACAAAGUUGCAGAUGGAAGACUUCUUUCUGUCGAGCGUCAAGACGUUUCUGAAGAACGAACGGAG
Durusdinium trenchii is the source of this 872-nucleotide messenger RNA. The record is from the annotation of a GenBank genome assembly. Lineage: Eukaryota; Dinophyceae; Suessiales; Symbiodiniaceae.